UUCUAUUUUUAAACUCUUUAAAUACUCAAGCAAACCAUACGUAAUUCAGCAUCCAUCUUCAAAAUUACAAAAUACAAUCCCAAAAAAAAAAAAAAAAUGGAUUUGCUCUCCCUACUGUCACUGAUACUGCUACUGAUAUUGCUACUGAUAUUGCCUGUAGUAAUUUUCUUCUUCUUCUUCCACAAACAGAAAACACUUCAAAAAAAAUCUCCAUAUCCACCAGGACCUUUAAGCCUACCUUUCAUCGGAAACCUCCACCAACUCCACCACAACGCCGCCACACAUAUCUAUCUAUGGAAACUAUCCAAGAAACACGGCCCUCUCAUGUCAAUGAGGCUCGGUUCGGUCCCACUCCUCGUCGUCUCCUCGACAAAAAUAGCAACGCAAGUCCUGAAAACGAACGACCUAUCGUUUUGCAGCAGGCCGAAAGUUCUCGGACAGUACAAGAUAUCGUACAACGCCUCCGACAUAGCUUUCACACCUUACAGCCAAUCGUGGAGAGAGCUGAGGAAGAUUUGCGUCCUUCAUCUCUUGAGCAGCAAACAGCUCCACUCGUUCGGCCCCGUUCGCGAAGAAGAAGUCUUCCGCAUGAUCAAGAACCUGUCGGCUUUUUCAGACAAAGCGGCUGUCGCGAACUUGAGCGUGACAGUGCUGUCGCUGAUAAGUACCAUGAUAUGCAGAAUGGCCUUUGGCAAGAUGAGUGAUGACGUGGACGAGGAGUCGAGAAAACGGAGGUUCGACGAGCUCAUGAUUGAGUCUCAGGCCAUGCUUGGCGGUUUCUUCUUUUCGGAUUACAUGCCUUUGUUCGGUUGGGUGGAUAAACUAUCCGGAAUGAUUGAUAGGCUCGAUAAAGUCUGCAAAGACUUGGAUGAAUUCUUCGAAGCCCUGAUUGAUGAGAAUCUUGUUCGAACGAGGGUUAAAUCAGUCACGAAUUAUAAUCCGAAUAUCCUGGAUUUGUUAAUCCAGCUCAAAGAAGACGAAUCGAGCUCGAUUGAUCUGACGUGGGAUAAUGUCAAAGCAACACUCAUGGAUAUAUUCGUCGCAGGAACCGAUACGGGGACAGCAACAAUAGUUUGGACCAUGACUGCAUUGAUGCAAAAUCCAACAGCAAUGAAGAAACUGCAAAAGGAAAUCAGAGAUUUAAUCGGCGGAAAAGGUAAAGUAAACGAAGAUGAUAUUCCGAAUAUUCCGUACCUAAAAGCAGUAAUUAAAGAGGCAUUAAGAUUGUACCCACCAGCUCCAUUACUAUUAAGACAAACACUGGAAAAAUUAAAUAUCGAAGGUUAUACAAUUCCGCCUAAAACAUCUAUUUUCAUAAACGCAUGGGCCAUUGCAAGAGAUCCCGAGUACUGGGAAAACCCGAACGAGUUCUCGCCCGAGAGAUUCUUGAAUAGUGAUGCUGCUGAUGUCACGGGUCAGGAUUUUCGGGUGAUUCCAUUUGGGUCGGGGCGAAGGGGUUGCCCCGGGAUGGCAAUGGGGCUCGCAAUGGUGGAGCUUGCAGUCGCGAAUCUCGUUUACUCGUUCGACUGGGAAUUGCCUAACGGGAUGAAGGAAGAAGAUAUCGAUUCUCAGGUUUUGCCUGGACUUACUAUGUACAAGAAAAUUCCACUUUGCCUUGUCCCUAAAACCUACAACUAUACUCCUUGAUCUACUUAAGAGUUAAGACAAUUCCAUAGUACUCCUGUCUGUGUGUCAGUGUUCAUCAUUUGAUUUAUGUUUCCUUAAUUGAAUGUAUUAGUCAUAAAUUAAUCUGCAUGUAAUGAUCAUUUAUCUUCAAUAAUGGAAUUAUAUUCCUCUUCUGGUAUAAUUAUAUUUA
Molecule: messenger RNA, 1816 nt
Organism: Erythranthe guttata (spotted monkey flower)
Lineage: Eukaryota; Viridiplantae; Streptophyta; Magnoliopsida; Lamiales; Phrymaceae
Product: 6,7,8-trihydroxycoumarin synthase
Molecular function (GO): monooxygenase activity; heme binding; iron ion binding
Source: RefSeq, a predicted model, not a curated record